AUGCCUGCAUUACCAACAAGGGAAGAACCAAACUAUUUUGGCGCUGGUCCAGCUCUGUUACCGAUCGACGUCUUACAACAAGCUGCUUGUGAUUUAAUCAAUUACAAAGAUUUGGGUUUGGGUAUCGGCGAAAUUUCACAUCGUUCUAAAGAGGCUACUGAUGUUAUUAAUAAGACUAAGGCUAAUUUACGUAAAUUGAUGAAUAUCCCAGAUACUCAUGAAGUUUUCUUUAUGCAAGGUGGUGGUACCACUGGUUUUUCUUCUGUCGCCUCUAACAUGUUUGCUGCCUCUCAUGGUAAGGGCAAAGGUGCUUACUUAGUCACUGGCAGUUGGAGUCUUAAGAGUGUACAAGAAGCUCAACGAUUAAAUGUGCCAUGUGAAAUAAUUUAUAAUGCUAAAGAUCAUAAUCAUGGUAAAUUUGGCGUUGUUCCAAGUAACAACGAUUUUAAAAUUACCGCUGAAGAUAAUUUUUCCUAUUGUUAUAUUUGCGAAAAUGAAACUGUCCAUGGUGUUGAAUAUCAAGAAUUGCCCGUAUUGCCAGCUGGUGUUGAACUAUGUGCUGAUUUAAGUAGUGAUAUUUUAAGCAGAAAAAUAGAUGUUUCUAAGUAUGGUGUAAUUCUGGCAGGAGCUCAAAAAAACAUUGGCCUGGCUGGAUUAACUUUAUACAUUGUGAAAAAAAGUAUUUUAGAAAAGAUUGAAUCAUGUCCAAAAGGAGUAACACCAAUCACCCCAAUAGCAUUUGAUUGGCCAACUGUCGUUAAGAACAACUCUGCCUACAACACCAUCCCCAUUUUCACUUUGCACAUUAUGGAUUUAGUUUUUGAACAUUUAUUGGCUAAAGGUGGUGUUUCGGAACAACAGAAGGAAAAUGAGGAAAAAUCUAAGAUUUUAUAUACUGUUUUGGACAGCCAUCCCGAUUUUUAUGCUUUGCCUGUUGACAAAAGUUGUAGGUCGAAGAUGAACGUUGUUUUUACAUUAAAAAAGGAAGGCUUAGACGAAAAGUUUUUAAAAGAAUCCACUGCCGAUAAAUUAACUGGAUUAAAGGGUCAUCGUUCUGUUGGUGGGUUCAGAGCUUCAUUAUAUAAUGCGGUUACUAUAGAAAGCGCAAGCAAGUUGGCAAAAUUCUGUGACGAGUUUGCUAAACAAAAUAAAUAA
This is a messenger RNA of Saccharomycodes ludwigii, 1155 nucleotides long. RefSeq names its product O-phospho-L-serine:2-oxoglutarate transaminase (gene SER1). The coding region runs from base 1 to 1155 and encodes 384 amino acids. Gene Ontology annotation, biological process: L-serine biosynthetic process. The transcript has a single exon. Gene Ontology annotation, molecular function: pyridoxal phosphate binding; O-phospho-L-serine:2-oxoglutarate transaminase activity. Lineage: Eukaryota; Fungi; Ascomycota; Saccharomycetes; Saccharomycodales; Saccharomycodaceae. The record is from RefSeq and is a predicted model, not a curated record. Gene Ontology annotation, cellular component: cytoplasm.